Messenger RNA from Closterium sp. Naga37s-1, 5652 nucleotides. The record is from the annotation of a GenBank genome assembly. NCBI's taxonomy places the organism in Eukaryota, Viridiplantae, Streptophyta, Zygnematophyceae, Desmidiales, Closteriaceae.
GUGGUUGACCCGUGCUUCACCACGCGCAAGGCAGCAGCACUGGCCGUCUCCCACUUCGCCGAUGCAGCCUGUGCCGUCGCCUCGCCUGCAGAGGCCCUGGCGCGCCUCUCCCCCCCCCACCACUUCCACCUCGUGCUUCUCUCCCUCUCCCUCCCUGACCUCCCCCCAGCACUCUUUGUGCAGCGCUUGCGAGAGAUGGAAGCUGCAGCAGCUGGUGAGGCAGUAGCGGGAAGUGGGGAAUACAGGGGAGCUUCAAGGGAGGCUGCGGAGAUGCCUAGAAGUGCCAGUGGCGGCAGUGCUGCAGCGGAUGGUGGUGCAGAGGAGGCAUGCAGCAGCAGUGCUUGUCAGAUUCCAGUGCCUGUGCUGGGGAUGGUCACUGAUUUCCUCUCCACCGACAUGCCUCCACGCAAGUCCUCUCCCAUCCGUUCCCAGCACGCUUCCGCCGCGUCGUCAUUCUCCUCCUUUUCCGGUAGGAAGCUCGUCGCGCCAUGCAUACCACGGCCGGCGGUAGCCCGCGAUCGGCGGCGGUUGGCAGUGGUGUCGGCGGUGGGGAGCGCGGAGAGCGGAGGCGCGGAUGCGUUGGGGAUUGCAGGCGAGGCGUACGGGCAGAUGGCCGAGGCGCUGCUUAAUGGGCUGCCCCCCGAGGUGGAGCAGGCGGUGGUGGCGGUGCAUCGCGAGAUCGCGCAACUCGCGGCGGAUGCGGGCCUCUCCAUUCCGCUCAACGACCCGGCGUCGUUGCGGCAGUGGACGGUGGCGCUGGUGCUGCUCGUGCUGUACGCCGCCGCGCCCCCCGCGCCACUCAUGGGGCUGCUCGACUUCCUCGUCGCGCCCCUGCACGCGCGCACCGACAAGGAGCUGGAUCCGGCGCGGGUGAAGGUGGGGCGGCAGAUAGGCGAGGGCAGCUUUGGCGUGGUGUACGAGGGUUUCAUUUCCAACGGCAAGUCGGGCAAGGAGGGGCGGUGGGAGCGGAGGGUGGUGUUGAAGCGAGUGAAGACGCGAGUGAAGCACUCCGACGAGAUGAGGGACGUCGAGCUCUACAUGAACCACCGCCUGCAGCGCACGGCGCCGGGCGUGUGUGCGCGGUUCAUGGGCACCAUGCAGGUGGCGCCGGAGCAGGCCAGCGGCAAGCUCGAGGAGGGCGUGUGGCUGGUGUGGGAGUACCAGGGCGAUCGCACGCUGGACCAGUUCCUGCGCCACCGCGCCUACCCGCUCAACCUUGCCAAACACGUGCUGGGCGUUGAUGAUGCCUUGUUGCGGGGCAGCAAGGGCAGCAGCUCUGAGGAGAGGGAGCAGCAGGUGUGGAUGGAGUGGGAGGUGGCACAGGAGGUCAUGAGGCAGAUACUCUCCGACCUGAAGCACCUGCACUCCUGUGGAGUGGUGCACAGGGACGUGAAGCCAUCGAACCUGAUACUGGACGAGCUGGCGGGCAGUCUGUGCCUCAUCGACCUGGGCGCCUGUGUCGACCUGCGCUCCGGCCACAACUACGUACCAAACGAGACGGUGAUGGAUCCCAAGUACUGUGCACCGGAGCGCUUUGUCAUGCCGCCCGGCACCACGCCGCCCCUGCCGCCCGACCCGCUGGCGUCGCUGCUGUCACCCUUCCUCUGGGCGCUCAACACACCCGACCGCUUUGAUGUCUACUCCGCUGGCAUAGUGCUGAUGCAGCUGUGCAUGAAGCGACUGCGCGAUGCGUCUGCUCUGAAGGAUUUCAACGAGGAGUUGAGGAGGUGCGACCACGAUCUGGCCAAGUGGAGGGCCACGUUCAACCCCAGCGAUGAUGACAUGGCCGUGCUCGAUGCCAAUGGGGGAGUGGCAUGGCAGUUGGCGCAGCAGCUGCUGAGGAAGCGCCCCAACCACGAGGAGGCCGUGUGGCCCAGCGCCAUGGGCGGGCGGCCCUCCGCAGCCCAGGCGCUGCGCCACGCGUUCUUCUCCCUGCGCGCGCCAGAGCCCUUCCGCGCAUCACGCCUGGCAGCCGCCACACAGGCAGCGCUGUCAGGCACCGCGUAUGCCACGCUGGGACGCGGAGGGGGCGCCAUGGCGCAGGCCAAGGCGCGCGCUGCCCAGGAGAAGGCCCGGGUGGCGGGGCGGGUGGAGGGGCGCAAGGGCAGGGCGUGGGAGGAGAAGGGGGAGAGGGGCAAGGCGCGGAAGGAGGUGGGGGAGAAGGGGGGGAGUGCUGGGGGAAGAGGAGGGGAGGGGAUGGUCGUUGAAGGGCUGGUGAUGGCGUGGGGGGGAAGGGGGAAGGGGGAGAGAGAUGAUUCAGGGAGUGAGGGGAAGAGGGCCGGUGGGAAGAAUCAAGGGGUGAAGGAGGCGGAGGGGUCAGGGGAGGGGAGGGUGGAGGAGGGGGUGGUGUUUGCGCUGCAGCAGAUGUGGGCGGCUAGCAAUGGGGGAGGGGGGAGUGGCAGUGAGAGCAGGGGGAAGGGGCGCAAGGAGGGUGUAGCGUCGGACGGGAGUGGGAAGGGGGAGAGGCGGGCGCGGAAGGCAGGGAAAGGUGAGGAGGGGGUGAAAGGGGCAAGGCAAGGGGUGGCAGCAAGCAAGGGGGAGGCGCAGGGACAGGCGGGCGCAUGGGGGGCAUUGGGCGCGCUGGGCGGAGGGGGGGGAGGGCAGGGGGCGGAGGUGGUGCUGGAGGCGCUGAGGCGGGUGCUGGGGGAGGGGGUGGGGGCGGAGGGGGGGAAGGGGGAGCAAGGGGCAGUGGAGGGACCAGCAGUGCGGUGGGGGGAGGGGGGCGUGCAGGGCAUGGUGAGCGAGGGGCGGCGGGUAGUGAGGGAGGCGUUUACUGGCGCUGUGGUUGCCCAUGCGGAGGCAUACAGUGGGGGGUCGGAGGGCAGGGCGGGGGACAAGGGCUCUGGGUCGGGCAAGGACAAGGGGUCUGACAAGGAGGGUGGGUCAGGCAGGGAGAAGGGGUCUGGUAAGGAUGGGAGUGCGGGGAGCAGGGAGAAGGCAUCAUCGGGUAAGAGCAAAGGGGGAUCAGGGAAGGGGGAUGGAGGCGAGGGGGGUGGGAGCAAGGGCAGUGGCAGGGGGGAGGCGAAGGAAGCAGGUGGGAAGGCAAGGAGGAAGAAGGAGGAGGGCAAGGGGGCAAGGAAGAGAGAGCUGGUGGCCGCAGCAAUGGGCAGCAAUGGCGCCAGUGGCAGCAGUGGCAGUGGUGGCAGCGCAGUGGAGCUGCCAUUUGACCUGCAGCGCUCCAAGCAGCAGCAGGGGCAAGUGGGAGGGCAGGCAGGCGAGCGGAAGAGUGCAGGCGAUGCGCGGCAGGUGAAGGGGAUGGGGGAAGGCGAGACGGGUGGGGCAGGGGGGGGAGGCGCACUGGCGCAGGCGCUGCUGCAGUGGGUAAGGGGAAGGGCAGGGGGGGGAAGUGAUGCAGGCGAGGGGAACAAAGGAGCAGCAGCACAGGGCGAUGGGGGGCGGGCCAGUGUCAAGCCCAGGGGUGGUCGAGGAGAGGAGGGUGGUGAGAGGAGAGUGGGGAAGCGAGGGAAUGGGGGGGAGGGUGGGGGUGGUGGGAUCUCGGGAGUGCGAGUGAGGUGGGGGCUGCUGGGACUGGCAGCCAAGGGCGUGGAGAGAGGCAUGGAGCGGGCCAGAGGGGCAGGCAGGGGGGGCGUGGGAGGCGUGGGGGUGAAUGGCAGGAUGGGGGGGGUGAGACUUAAGCCCAGUGCCACUGCUGACGUGGCAGACCCCGUGAUGGACAACGGAAUCAUCACUGACAUCACUCUGGAUCCCCAGGCCAUUGCUGACGUCAGCCUGCUGCUGGCGCUGUGCAGUCAGGGUGAUGAGGAGGAGAGGGAGAGUGGGGGAGAGAGUGGAAGCGAGGGGGGGAGUGAGAGUAGAUCUGCCGGAGUAGGGAGGCAGAUGCUUUACAACAGCAACAGCAGCAGCAGCAGCAGUGAGGCUGGAGUAGAGCAAGGUGGCUGUGCCCCAUCAGUGGCCUCGUCAAUGCAAGUGGGCCUCACUACCCCUGCAGCCUUAGACGUAUCUGCAUCUGCUCGCGCCCUGCCACCCACCUCAUCCCCUCUGGACCCCGAUGCGCACCCUCUGGCAGCAGCAUUGCUGGCAGAGGGCGGUGUGGGCGGUGGCGAGGGGGCGUUGGGUGUGCAGCAGGCGGAGGUGCGGGUGGGGGAAGAUGGGAGUGUGAGAGUGAGUGCGAGCGUGGGAGGCGUGGAGAGCACUGUGCUGCUGCAAGCCGACAGCACUGGGGCGCUCGUCAUGGCCGUGGGGGAAGGAGCCACCGGGGGCCAGGCACCCUCAGCAGCUGCAGCUGCGGCAGAGGGCGCGGAGGCGAGUGCAGUGGCAGCAGGUGGCGUGGGAGGGCCCUCGCUGUCUCCUGCCACGCCACAGCCCCUUGCCACCGCAGCCUCCACUGACACUGCCCCUGGACAGUUGGUGCUGCCGCUGUGGGGGUGGCUGGGAGGGCGAGAGCCAGCCAGAGAGGCAUUGGCAGAGGCAGCGGCUCAGCUGGCUGCAAUCAGAAGCAAGCUGCCCUCCGCCUCCCCUGCUGCGCCCUCCGCCUCCCUCCCUGCACCCCCCUCCACCUCUCUGCCCGCUGCUUCCCCACCUGCACCCUCUGCUUCAGCACCUGCUCUGUUGCCCACAAAGAAUGCAGCCUUGGUAGCUGGUGGUAGUGGGGAGGAGGAGGCGAGUGGGGAGGAAGAGAGGCAGAAGCAUCUGUUGUCUGCUGUUGAUGUGCCUGCUGUGCGUGCUGUGGCUGAGCCAUCAGUCUCAGACGAGAAGGCAAGACAAGAGAUAGGAGUGGAGUGGAGAGAAACAGCGGAGGGAACACUGGUGGUGAGACUGAGUGCAGGAGAGCAAAUGGGCUUGGAGAGCACAACUGUGCUCAGGGUGGAUGCCAGGAGGGUGCAGGGCGGCAUGACAGAGGCGCAGGCGAGGGAGCAGCUGGAGGAGCUGAGGCAGAAGAGGGAGGCUCGCAGGGCGGGGGCAGAGGGGCUCAACGCUGCUCUGGCGGGGCUCAACAGCCAGAUGGUGGACCUGCAGGCCACACUGCAGGAGAACAAGCAAGCCGUCACGGAGCAGAAGAAGAUUCUCACUCGGCAAUUCGUGCCUUCGGGACUCGCUGACAUCGACAGCAUGGCUAUCUUGGCCGUUCAACCGUCUACUCCGCACUGUCUCGUUGACAGAAAAAGCUCCUACUUGGUUUCGCAAGCUAUCAGUCCCGUCGAGGAUUGUGAUAUUCUCUCGCCCAUAAUUUACAGCAUAUCGUGCAUCCACGAGAACAAGGAGAACCUGGAGCUCGGCAGUUUCGAGGAGCGGCUGGUGGACGCCUUUUGCCGCGGAACCCUCGACGCUGAGGUGCCGCGAGCCAUCGACGACAUCAUCGCCCUCGCGCAGCGCCUCAGCCUCUCGCACGGCGACACCCACGCUCGCGAAACGAGCCACGCGAGCGACGCUGAUUCGCCAGUCUCUGUCGUUCGGCGGACGCCCUUGAACGACAUCUCGUCGCUCCACAGUGACGACGACGAUCAGGUUCAGCCAGCUCGCAAGACGAGCUCUGACAAAGCUCAGUCCCGUCGCGCGCUGCUGAGCGAGCCCCCCACGCGGCCGAACGACGCACAAGAAGCUGCGCUGCUCCGGCCUCUGCAUUCCGCUGACCGCAAGUCCAUGGGCUUCCAUGGUUCCCCCCGGCAUGGCAGUAACCCGGCAUGGCAGUAA